This is a messenger RNA of Hirundo rustica (Barn swallow), 1585 nucleotides long. It is a transcript of the gene MID1IP1, whose product is annotated as MID1 interacting protein 1. Lineage: Eukaryota; Metazoa; Chordata; Aves; Passeriformes; Hirundinidae. Gene Ontology annotation, cellular component: cytosol. Bases 470 to 964 code for a protein of 164 amino acids. The record is from RefSeq and is a predicted model, not a curated record. Gene Ontology annotation, biological process: regulation of lipid biosynthetic process. The transcript has 2 exons.
UGGGGGCGCGGGGGAUGGCACUGGGGAACACCUUGUUGUGAGAUCCGCGCUAUAAAUACGGUGCCGGGGAUGGGAGCGCGGCCACGGGCGGCGGGGAGCAGCUGCGGACCGCGGUGGGUGCCUUCGCCGCGGCACGGCGGCUGGGGACCGCUUGAAUUUUGAUUCACCGGCGCGGCGCGGGGCUGCCAUCCCCUCGGCCACACCCGGUUCCCGGGAGGACUCGUGGGAGACCUUCUACGUUGCGUUGUGUACGGAGGGGAGCGGCGGCAGCGAGCCCCGGCAGCUGCAGCAGCGCAGGCGGAGGAGCGGAGGGACUCUAAUCGCCAGCAGCCGCCGAGCCCAGCCCGCGACGGAGGUCGGCCGGUGCUGCUAGCCCGGAGGAGGAGGAGGAGGAAGAGAAGUCGCCGCCGGAGGAGCCCCGCGGUCCGGUCCGAGCCGCGUCGCUGAGCACGCCUGCCCGGCCGCCAGCAUGAUGCAGAUCUGCGACUCGUACAGCCAGAAGUACUCCCUCUUCAACGCCAUGAACCGCUUCAUCGGCGCCGUCAACAACAUGGACCAGACGGUGAUGGUGCCGAGCCUGCUGCGCGACGUGCCGCUGCUGCUGGAGGAGCUGGACGCGGCGGGAGCCGUGUGCCCGCCCCGGGAUGAUGCCCUGCCGCCCGGCGACCCCGGCGCCUACUUCUCCCGCAGGGACAUGUACAGCCACUACAUGCUGCUCAAGUCCAUCCGCAACGACAUCGAGUGGGGCGUGGUGCAGCCGGCGGCGGGCGAGGAGGCCGCCCGCAAGAAGGACAAGCUGGGCGGCGGGCCCGCCGAGGAGGGCGAGGGCGAGGAGGACCUGGAGCAGCAGUUCCACUACCACCUCAGCGGACUCCAUUCGGUCCUCUCCAAGCUCACCCGCAAGGCCAACGUCCUCACCAACAGAUACAAGCAGGAGAUCGGCGUCAGCAGCUGGGGGCAGUGAGCGCCGGGGGGGAGCGGGGGAAGGGGCUCCGAGCCGGCGGGAGCGGCGCGUCCCCGCCCGGCGCUGCCGCUGCUGCGGUGGCCGAGGGCAGCGCUCCGGGCCGGGGCUUCCCUGCGCGCUCCCAGGACUGCAGCAGGUUUUCUACCGACGCACAAGCGAGAGAAAGAGAUGUAAAUUAAUCAGUACUAGUUUAUUAAUUAUUUUGACCCCCUCCGUGGGUUUUUUUUGGGUUUUUUUGGUUUUUUUUUUUUUUUCGUUGUACGGUCCGGGGCGAGCAGUCGCUGUGCCCGACCCAGCGGGGAGGCUGAAACCCGUACGUGUACGAGGUGGUGGCAUUGCUGGCUGAUAAGGAGGCUCUGCUCAAGCCGAUGAACAUAACGAAACUGGCACAAAAUUGCUUCUGUUACCCCGGAGGGAACCCAGUGAGCUAAGGAGCAUCCCUCUGUUGUGGGAGAGAUGGCGGGGUCCCAUGGUUGUACAUGUACUGGAGUUUAUUUAAAACUUUUUUACUCAGAUGUAGAGUAUAUUCUAAAAUAAAUGCAAAUGUAUUAACUAAGACUGACCUAAACUUUUGGUAUGAUUUAUCUUUCUCUAAUUAAAUGAUAUUUUUAACAUCUGGAA